Messenger RNA from Vigna angularis (adzuki bean), 7839 nucleotides. Its product is annotated as histone-lysine N-methyltransferase SUVR5. Gene Ontology annotation, molecular function: zinc ion binding; histone methyltransferase activity; protein binding. Lineage: Eukaryota; Viridiplantae; Streptophyta; Magnoliopsida; Fabales; Fabaceae. The coding region runs from base 2688 to 7166 and encodes 1492 amino acids. The transcript has 12 exons. Gene Ontology annotation, cellular component: nucleus. The record is from RefSeq and is a predicted model, not a curated record.
CCCGGUUUUUCUUUUACGAUUCUGCACAUCUUAUUCGUUCUUGAGGCAUGCACAUACAUUACAUGCUCGUCAUCUUAAUAGAGUAUAGACUAUGGAUUUUGAUUAGGGUUUAUCAUCAUGUUACUAGCGUGCCCACAAUAAUAAUGCAGGGAUUUAGGCCAAUUUCACUAUUGGGUUUUCGUCAUUAAGGGUUUUGGUGCCGAAUGUGAUUUCAUAAAGAUCUUGACCUUAAUCGGGUUUUGUGCCUGUUAAUCCUGAGAACUUUAAAAGCUUUGUUCGCACAAUUUUUUUUUUGCUGGUGCGAUUUACAUUUGUGAUCAUUUCAUUCCUACCCUAACCGGUGGAAUAAAAUUUUAACAGUACAAUAAAAUUUUGGGUGGGGUUUAAGGGUUGAGCUUGGAGAGAUGAACUCAGAUAUAAAUGAUGUUAGGCAUAGCUCUCUGCUUUGAUUAUCGUAAAUGGCAUUACAAAAUCCCUCUCUUUGCUUAGAUUUGUUUUGGGAAUCUUACUUUCCUUCAGCUUGAAAUUCCAUUAAGGAAGAAUUAAUUUCUUUAAUGCUGAUAAAGUACGAAUCUAUCUGAACUCAACAUAUUAACUUGGAAUCAUGCAGUAUUUUUGCAGUGCGAGUAUUAAUUCAAAUUUUCUUAAGAAAUAAUUCGCUAAGGAGUUAGUUGUCUUUUCAAAAUUCAUUCAUAAAUAAUGCCAAUUUUUUAAAUGAUGCUUAACUUAUUAAAUCCUGUUAUUUAUGAGACGAUUUUUGUCAUUGGGGGGCUUAAUCAGGAAAUUGUGGAUUCUCCUUCUAGUUUACAUUGAACAGAUUGAAGCAGGGGUUGGAUAUGCCGAAUCAGAAAGUUGGGUCGCCAACCCCUACAACCCGAGAGUCGGGGAGGGUAGUGGACCAUAUUAUGUUAUUUACACAGAGUUUAUGCUGUUAUUCUUAUUAUGAUUCAUUGCAUUUAAGUUUUUUUGGAUGAUGAUAAAAACUUAUUUUUGAACCAUUCUGCAUAAUGUAAUGUGUAACUGAUUUUAACUUGUUCACUUUUUAUUUUAUGAACUCGUUAAUGCCAUUGCCUUAUGAAGUCAUAGAAAGAAUCCAUAAACAAAAAUUUUAAUUGAUGAACUAAUAAAUUUUAAAUGUACGUGCUACUAGUUACUUUACAUGAAACUUCGUCAAGAAAUUUAAAUAUUCUUGAAUGAUAUUUAAUUGAAUAUUUGAAUUAAAUGCUGACCAAAUUGAGAUGCAUGUAUUAAUCUCGACUUUUAAGUAUUUGUGCUUCAUAUUUUUAACAUUAAUGAAUUUCUUAAAAAUUAAUUAUUAACAAUUAAAAAUGCUAUGACUAUGAGAUGUUUUAUUUUCUAGAGUGUAACGAUGUUUUCGUUAAAAAUGUUAUUCAUGGUCGAGUAUGUAUUUAGUCAUGGUUCACUAUGCAAGGUGUUGUCUCAGUUCUGUGUCUGAGAAUAGUUUACAGUUAUAUUAGAUGCGCUAUUUACUUUAUCUAUUGACUGAUUUGUCUUGAGGUCAUGCUCUGUUGUUAAUGGUUAUUCAGGAAUACAAUGAAGUGCCUUAAUUUUCUUUUGAAUUUCAAAUAAUCAUGCUACUCUUUGCUAGAAUUAGGGAUAUUAAGAAUAGACACUUAUGCACAUACAUGAGCACUGGAUAUUCAAUUCCUUAAUGCACUAUUAGGACUACAGAAAUUUGAUUCUUCUUCAAACCUACGAAUCUUUUUGGGAUAGUGUUAAACAUGCAUUAUUGGUAAGGUCAUUAUGUCCCUGAUUUUAGUAUGGACUGCAAUGGAGUAGCAAGACUAUCAUGGAGGUAAAUGGCAUUUUAAUUAACCUCUAGAAAUAUGUCAAUAGGUGAAACUAAUAAUUACGGAUUUAAUAUAAUUCUUGUUGAAGUUAAAGAGAAUGGGCGGUACUACCAAAAUUCUAAUUCCUAUGAAAACUAAAUGCGUUCUUGCCAAGGUAAUCAUGGUUCUUGUCUCCCUGAUUCUUCUAUGUUGUAGCAAGGUUAUUUGAACUUUGAUAGGAAAUAAGGCAUUUUGAUUUAUGCUCUGCUGAAUAGAUCUCAGAAACAUAUUAACAUCCAGAUUCCAGACAUAUACCUGUCAAUAGGUUAAAUGAAUAGUUGAGUCUGAUAAAUAAGCAUUAACAUUCUAGUCUGCAGUCAACAUUUUCCUUGAAAUGGUUAUACUAACACAGAUUGAAUGCUUCAUUGCUUCCAAUUUAUUAAUGUAAGAAUUUAAGAGGGAAACUUGAUAUGGUAAUUCUUUUUUUUUUUUUUGCUCUAUCAUGUUUAUAUCUCAUUAUUUGUAUUUUGAAAUCAUUGAAACUCCUAAAAUGGAUCUACAUAAACUCUUACUGUUUGUUAACUACUUUCUGUUUCUUGGAACUUUUGACUAAUCCAGAUGAGUUUUAGUUUUGUUUUCUUCUUGUCAAAAGGACAUAUAUGGUGUUUUUAUAAAUUCUACAACAUAUUGUCUGAACACAUAAAUUUUCUGUAAUAUCCUUCAAGGUGUGAGGGCGCUCCUUGGUGCAACUAAGAUUUCUGUAUUCUCAGAAGUAGAGUCUAGUUGUUGAAAGUAGUACCAUUUUCUGUGCGUGCAGUGCGGGAGUGGUGAGGUAAAGAGUCAUCAGGCAUAGCAUGCAAAUUAUCUUAUACAAAACUCUACCUUAGAAAUAGUCUCAUGGAAGUGCUUUGUUCUGGUGUUCAAUAUGCUGGGGAAUCUGAUUGCACUCAGCAGAGUUCGGGAACUGCUUUUGUAUAUCAAGAAGAAACUAAUUGUGCAGAAAGUGGUGGGCAAGACAAACUGGUAGCUGCUCGGCUGAAUGAAUCAUCACAUAAAAUGCAGGGACCUCAAAUAGAAAGGCAAGGUGGUUUGUCAACUAAUUCAGAUUGCCAAUGCAAUGGAGCUUCAUGUUGUGACUGUCAACUGGAUGAUCAAAAUGAAUAUUGUGGUUUCCAUGAUUUUGAAGAAGACAUUAUGAAUGAACCUUGUUUAACAUCUGACAACUCUAUCUCUGUUGUUGAUACAAUUGAAAGUGAAUCACCAAACAACAGUCGGGAAGGAGACUUGUCAUGUUCUGAACCCAAGUGGCUUGAGGGGGAUGGAUCAGUGGCAUUGUGGGUCAAGUGGAGGGGGAAGUGGCAGGCUGGUAUCCGGUGUGCAAGGGCUGACUGGCCGUUAUCAACGUUGAAAGCAAAACCAACACAUGAAAGAAAGAAAUACUUUGUUAUAUUCUUUCCACACACAAGGAUUUAUUCUUGGGCAGACAUGCUGCUCGUUAGAUCAAUUAAUGAGUUUCCCCAUCCCAUUGCAUAUAAGACUCAUCAGGUGGGACUCAAAAUGGUUAAAGACUUAACUGUUGCACGGCGGUUUAUUAUGCGAAAGCUAGUUGUUGGCAUGCUGAACAUGGUCGACCAGUUUCCUUUUAAUGCUUUGACAGAAACUGCUCGUGAUAUGAAGGUCUGGAAGGAGUUUGCCAUGGAGGCUUCUCGUUGUAAUGGUUAUUCUGAUUUUGGGAGAAUGCUUCUAAAGCUGCAUAGUAGCAUACUGCAGCACCAUAUAAAUGUUGACUGGUUACGGCACUCUUAUACCUCUUGGACUGAAAGAUGUCAGAGUGCAAAUAGUGCUGACUCAGUGGAGCUACUGAAGGAGGAAUUGUUUGAUUCUAUUUUGUGGAAUGGGAUCAAUACUCUCCCUGAUGCACCAGUGCAAUCAUCAUUAAGUUCUGAAUGGAAAACCUGGAAGCAUGAUGUAAUGAAAUGGUUUAUGACACCACCUUCCUUAUCGAUCAGCAAAGACACACAGCAACAGAGUUAUGAUGAUUUGUUCCGAGCAAACCUUCAGGUUUGUAGAAAAAGGGCCAAGCUUGAAGUUCGUCGUGCGGAUACACAUGCUUCACAAGUGGAAAUCAAGGCUCAAACUGUUGCUCUUCAGGCUGACCCUGGCUUCUUUAAGAAUCAGGGCAUAUUGAGCACAUUAGCAGAUGAGUCUUGCAAACAGGAAGGUGUUAGGGAGAUGUCUGUGGCAGCUGAUUCACCUGGUCAUUUGGUCGAUAAAUGGAAUGGAAUUGUAGUUGAGAAUACUGAUUCCCAUUUUUUGCAUACCAAAGAAUUAACACCUUCAAAGGAAACGAUUGUUGCGAAAUCUGUAGAAUUUGGUAGUAAGAAUCGACAAUGUAUAGCUUAUAUUGAAGCAAAGGGAAGACAGUGUGUGAGAUGGGCAAAUGACGGUGAUGUGUACUGUUGUGUACAUUUAUCUUCACGAUUUUUGGGGAGCUCAACGAAAUCUGAAAAACCUGUUCCACUUGAUACUCCUAUGUGUGAAGGUACUACUGUUCUGGGUACUAGAUGUAAGCAUCGUGCCCUACCUGGCUCUUUAUUCUGUAAGAAACACCGGCUACAUGCUGAAACAGAGCAGAUCUCAAAUAUACCGCAGAAUACACUAAAGAGAAAACAUGAAGAAAAUUAUACUGGUUCAGAGGGCAUUCUCUCGAGAGAAUUGGUAUUAGUCAAUGUUGAAAGUCCACUGCAAAUGGAUCCAGUGUCAUCCAUUGGUGGUGAUUCCCUACAUGGAGAAAACAACUCUAAUGAGAAGCCCAUGCAUUCUGAACAUGAUCAUAAUGCAAUGGAGUCACUGCAGUGUAUAGGUUCCCCUCCCUAUGAUAAGAUGAAUCCUUGCAGGGAAGGUCCUAAACGGUAUUGCUUGUAUUGCGAAAGUCACCUCCCUAGUUGGCUUAAGCGUGCAAGAAAUGGGAAGAGUAGAAUAGUAUCAAAAGAAGUGUUCACAGAACUUUUGAGGGACUGCAACUCAUGGGAGCAAAAGGUACAUCUGCAUAAAGCAUGUGAACUUUUUUACAGGCUUCUUAAAAGCAUUUUGUCAUUAAGAAACCCUGUUCCUAAGGAUGUCCAAUUUCAGUGGGCUCUGACUGAAGCUUCUAAAGAUUCUAGUGUAGGAGAGUUUUUUAAAAAAUUAGUUCACAGUGAAAAGGCCAGAAUCAAAUCAUUAUGGGGAUUCAAUGAUGACAUGGAUAUAUCUUCUGUUAUGGAAGAACCUCCUCUCUUGCCAUCCACAAACGAUGAUUACUAUGAUAAGGAAAAUGCCAUUAAGUGUAAGCUAUGCUCUGCAGAAUUUCCUGAUGACCAAGAGCUUGGUAACCAUUGGAUGGACAGUCAUAAAAAGGAGGCGCAGUGGCUAUUUAGAGGCUAUGCAUGUGCAAUUUGUCUGGAUUCAUUUACUAACAAGAAACUGUUGGAAACACAUGUUCAAGAGAGACACCAUGUGCAAUUUGUUGAACAAUGCAUGCUUCUCCAAUGCAUCCCUUGUGGGAGUCAUUUUGGAAAUACGGAACAAUUAUGGCAGCAUGUUUUAUCAGUUCAUCCUGUUGAUUUUAAACCAUCAAAAGCUCCUGAGCAGCAAACUUUAUCUACUGGUGAAGAUUCUCCAGUAAAACGUGAUCAGGGUAAUUCAGCCCCUUUGGAGAAUAAUUCUGAGAAUACAGGUGGUUUUCGGAAAUUUGUUUGCAGGUUUUGCGGGUUGAAAUUUGAUUUACUACCUGACCUAGGUCGACAUCACCAAGCUGCCCAUAUGGGGCCUAAUCUGGCCAGCAGUCGCCCUGCAAAGAGAGGAGUUCGAUAUUAUGCUUACAGAUUAAAAUCUGGCAGACUUAGCCGCCCCAGAUUUAAAAAAAGUUUGGCAGCAGCAUCAUACAGGCUUAGAAAUAAGGCUAAUGCUAAUUUAAAGCGAAGCAUUCAGGAAACAAAUUCACAUGGCACAGGGGGAAUAAUAGUACAACCUCAUGUUACUGAAACAACAAACAUUGGUAGAUUGGCUGAACAUCAAUGCUCAGCUGUUUCAAAGAUUUUGUUUUCAGAGAUUCAGAAGACGAAACCUCGUCCAAACCAUUUUGAUAUUUUAUCAAUUGCUCGCUCUGCUUGCUGCAAAGUUAGUCUUGUAGCGUCAUUGGAGGAGAAAUAUGGAAUUCUUCCUGAAAAGCUCUAUUUGAAGGCAGCAAAACUUUGCAGUGAGCAUAAUAUUUUGGUAAGUUGGCAUCAGGACGGUUUUAUUUGUCCUAGUGGUUGUAAUGUAUCAAAGGCUCAAGUUUUGCUCUCUCCUUUAGAGUCUCUUCCUAAUAGUUCUGUAAUGUCCAAAGCUGGGAAUUCAUCUGAUCCUACAAGUGACGAGUGGGAGGUGGAUGAAUUUCACUGCAUCAUCAAUUCACGAACUUUAAAGUUAGGUUCACUGCAAAAAGCUGUGGUCUUGUGUGAUGACAUUAGCUUUGGGAAGGAAUCAAUUCCAGUGAUUUGUGUGGUAGAUCAAGAACUUGUGCAUUCUCUUCCUAUCAAUGGCUGUAAUGGACAAAAUAUAAACCCUUCUAGGCCUUGGGAGAGCUUUACCUAUGUUACAAAGCCAAUGCUCGAUCAAUCCCUCAUUCUUGAUUCAGAGAGUCUGCAACUGGGAUGUGCCUGUCCAUACACCACCUGCUGUCCUGAAACAUGUGAUCAUGUUUACCUUUUUGGCAAUGACUAUGAUGAUGCAAAAGACAUAUUUGGGAAACCAAUGCGUGGCAGGUUCCCAUAUGAUGAGAAUGGUCGAAUAAUCCUGGAGGAAGGUUAUCUUGUCUACGAGUGUAAUCACAUGUGCAGAUGCAAUAAAUCCUGUCCAAAUAGAGUAUUGCAGAAUGGUGUACGAGUCAAAUUGGAAGUCUUUAAAACAGAGAAAAAGGGAUGGGCAGUAAGGGCUGGUGAAGCUAUUCUACGUGGCACAUUUGUGUGUGAAUACAUUGGAGAAGUUUUAGAUGUGAAAGAGGCACAUGAUAGGCGUAGAAGUUAUGGCACAGAGCAUUGCAGUUAUUUCUACGACAUUGAUGCUCGUGUUAAUGAUAUGAGCAGAUUGAUUGAAGGAGAGGCUCAGUAUGUAAUUGAUGCCACUAAAUUUGGAAAUGUUUCAAGAUUCAUCAAUCAUAGUUGCACCCCAAAUCUGGUCAAUCACCAAGUUCUUGUAGAGAGCAUGGAUUCUGAACGUGCACAUAUCGGUUUUUAUGCAAAUCGGGAUAUUGCUUUAGGUGAAGAGCUAACAUAUGACUAUCAGUACGAGCAUGUGCUUAGUGAAGGAUCUCCUUGUCUUUGCGAAUCCUUGAAGUGUAGGGGGCGCCUUUAUUAGAACCUGAAUCUGUGCAUUAUUACAACAAUAUUUUUAGAUUGUCAAUUUGGCAGACAAAUUAUAUGCUCAACAUAAAAGAUUCCAAUUUGGAACGGCCCAACCUGAAAGUAUUAAUUUGAUUUGACGUCUUCCAACAAAUGAGGAAAAAUCAAUCACCUGGGGCAGGCAACUUGUGAGGAAUCAUCUAUAAUUUACUCUGGCCGUCUCUGGUAAUUUGACAGGAUUCAAGUGAUUUUUGCAUUGAUUGCAAUGUACAAUCGUUCUGUAUCCCCUCUGGAAGAGUAGGCAUGUUUUUGAAGCUUAGUGCACAAUUGUUCCGUUUUCUCUUGCUUUAUUUUCCAACAUUUCACUCUAGUGCCUGAUCUCAUGAAAUAAUUUGGCAAUUCCUCAUUCCUUUUCUCCCUUCCUCACCCUUCCGCCAUCACCAAGAAAGGAAACCCCCAAAAGAAGUUCAGCGGAAAAAAAAUGUCUGUGGUCAAAGCUCUGGAUUGGCAAUUGCUAUUUUCUCCAUUUUUAUGACAUGGUUCUUAAUUUCUUUAGCAGUUUCAGGAUUGUAAAUAUUUUAGCGUUUUAACUUAUUCUCUUUUCCUUUUCAUUGCUAUGUAACUUAUUCAUAGAAAUAGAUUCCUUGUAAUUUGUGUCAUUUAAAUAUAAAUGUCUUAUUUGAUAUGAA